AUAAUCUAAUAUUCGUACUAUAGACGUACCAAAUAUUUAUGUAUAUAAAAACAACCUUGUUUAAUUUGUAACAAACUUAUUUAUCACACAUGUCCACAUCUAGUUAUCUGAACUACCAGUGUCGAGAUAUCUGGUGAUAACCCGUAAAAAUGUUUGUACUUCGAAGAAAAUAGCUGCGAAGGCAGAGCAGUCUCAUCCUACAUUUUGGCGGAAUAUUUAACGAAAAUGUAUUUAAUUUUUUGCUACCUGUGUUACUGCUUAAUAGCAAUAACAGUUGUGUCAAUAACGUUGUUUUUAAUAGUGUGCAAAAUAAUAAAUGGUUAUUGGGAAAGGAAAGGUGUUUUUACUUUAAAACCGAAAUUAUUCUUCGGCAAUGCUCAAGACGUAGUUUUUCACAAAAAAUCUCUAGGGGAGCAAAUUAAGGCAUUUUAUGAUAAACUGAAUUUGAACGGAAAACAGUUUGGUGGCUACUACUUCCUGAUGCGCCCUAUACUUGUGGUAUCAGACUUGGAACUAAUAAAAAGAGUGCUGAUUACAGAUUUCGACCAUUUCACUGACCAUCCCAUGUAUACUAACGGAACGAACGAUCCGUUAACCGGGAACUUAUUCGCUCUUAAGGGUGAAAAAUGGAAAAAACAAAGAGUGCAUUUAAGUUCUGCGUGCAAUACAAAGACGUCUAAAGUGAUGUUUGACACUAUACUCUCUUGUUGUAAGGAAAUGGAAAUGACAAUUGACAAUAAAGUUGAAAGUCGCGAAGUUGUCGAUAUCGUACCUCUACUAUGUAAUGUGAACAUGACAAUCUUGCUGGCCUGUACUUGCCAAUUGGAAUUCAACGACCUUAAACAUUUGUCUUCGACCUUAUACAAUUACUGUAGUAGUAUUCUGCACAGUCAGACAACGUGGGAUUCUAUAGUAAAUCUAAUGUCCUUUAUUUUUCCUCAGUUCUUUACUAUUUUAAACGUAAAGGCAUACAGUGAGGAGAUGACAAGCUUUUUUGUAUCACUAGUUAAUGACAUAGUACAACAUCGACAAGCAAAGAACAUCAUACGGAAGGAUCUGAUGGGUCUACUAAUCCAAUUAAAAAGUGAUAAAGAGGUAACCCUAAACCACAAAGAAAUUGCAGCUCAGUUGUUUAUGUUUCUCGCCGCCGGCCACGAAACCUCGUCGAUAACAUCUGCUUUCUGUAUGUAUGAGUUAUGCAUAAACCAGUAUCUACAAGAUAAAGUAAGAGAAGAAAUCAAUUUGACAUUACUAGGCACCAACGGAGUAAUUUCCUUCGAUGAUCUUUCGAAAAUGAAGUAUGUCGACCAAUGUAUUUACGAGACAUUGAGGAAAUAUCCAAGCAUGGUGAUACAUAGCAGAGUUUGUACGAAAACGUAUGUGAUUCCCAAUACAAAUGUUACGAUAACAAAAGGAACUCCAUUGUUUAUACCAACUUAUGGACUUCACAUGGAUCCCCGUUACUUUCCAAAUCCGGAAACAUUUGAUCCGGAUAGAUUUUCAGAAAACACCACAUCGGAUCGGCCUUCAUGCUCGUUUUUACCGUUUGGAGGUGGUCCGCGGACGUGUAUAGCUUACAAAUUUGGAUUGGUGCAAGUGAAGCUGGCACUGGUUACGUUACUGAGACGCUAUAAAUUUUCUUUGCACCCUUCCACAAAAGUACCAAUGGAACACGACCCCAAGCAUUUCGUGGUAUAUCCCACGACGCCUAUACUAUUGUACGCCGAGAAGAUAUAAUUCAAAAUUUCACUGUGGCUGUGGCUACACCUAUAUAGUAACAUAAUAGUCAAAUAUAAUGGUAAAUGUUUCUGGAGAUAUUUUAGUGGUAUUCGUAAAUGUAUGUAAAAAUAAAUG
Photinus pyralis (common eastern firefly) is the source of this 1854-nucleotide messenger RNA. RefSeq names its product probable cytochrome P450 6a23. The record is from RefSeq and is a predicted model, not a curated record. The coding region runs from base 226 to 1737 and encodes 503 amino acids. Gene Ontology annotation, molecular function: heme binding; iron ion binding; monooxygenase activity. The transcript is spliced from 3 exons. Lineage: Eukaryota; Metazoa; Arthropoda; Insecta; Coleoptera; Lampyridae.